Messenger RNA from Myotis daubentonii (Daubenton's bat), 1486 nucleotides. It is a transcript of the gene ANGPTL8, whose product is annotated as angiopoietin like 8. Lineage: Eukaryota; Metazoa; Chordata; Mammalia; Chiroptera; Vespertilionidae. Gene Ontology annotation, biological process: triglyceride homeostasis; regulation of lipid metabolic process. The record is from RefSeq and is a predicted model, not a curated record. Gene Ontology annotation, cellular component: extracellular region.
UUAAGCACUCACCGUGAAACAGCUCAUUUACUUUUCACAAGCAGCUUGUGAGGCAAGACUCAUGUCACCCCCUUUCACAGGCAAGGCGAGCGAGGCGCUUGCCUGUCGUUACCCAGAGGGAAGAUUGGCAGCUCACAUGGAUCCGGGGCAUGUGUGGGUCUCGAAGUCGGACCGUGUGGCCUUGGCACAGUCUCUGCCACCUGCACCCACUCCCCGGGUUCUCAACCAGGCCGACAAAGACGCCGGCCUCAGGGGCUUGCGGGAAGGGCACGCGCUCAGUUACCGUCAUCAGGGGUACAGCUCUGAGCAAACUGGGGAAACUCAUAUGGUUAUUACCUCACUAUUGUUACCGUGACGGCCGUGCCCAUCUGCAGCUGGGGAAACCAGAGCUCAGAGCUCCUUGGUCCCCCAGCACCUGGGCCUGUCCUCCCCCAGUGCCCCCAGCCCACACCUGGCCCUCAGCCCCAGCCUGCGUGACUCCAGCAUGGCCCCGCUGGACAUUCGCCUGAUGCAACCAUUGUACCGCUGCCAGGCCCUUGCACAACACAGACACCCGACUGGCUGGUUAACGAUUGACCGGGGGUUGAAGGGGCGCUGAGGCAUAAAAGGCAGCAGUGGCGCCGUGACCGCACCUCCAGCCACUCAGCCACGGCCAUGCUCGCUCUGUGUCUGCUGUGCUCCCUGCUAACGACGGCCUGGCCGGCCUCUGCGGCCCCCGUGGGCAGCGUGGAGCCGGCACAGCACGAGGAGCUGACCCUGCUCUUCCACGGGGCCCUGCAGCUGGGCCAGGCCCUCAACGGCGUGUACAAGACCACAGAUGCACGGCUGACGGAGGCCCGGCACAGCAUCGGCCUCUACGGCCGUGCCCUGGGGCUCCUGGGGCGGGAGGUCAGCCAGGGCAGGGAUGCGGCCCAGGAGCUCCGCGCCAGCUUGCGGGAGAUGCAGGGGGAAGAGGAAGCGCUGCAGCUGCAGGCAGAGGCCACGGCCCGGGCGCUGGGGAAGGCGGCCCAGGGGCAGCAGGUGCUGCGGGAGAGCAUGCGGCGGCUGGAAGUCCGGCUGAGAGGGGCCUGGCUGGGCCCCGCCCAUCAAGAAUUCGAGGCUUUGAAGGCCCAUGCUGACAAGCAGAGCCACAUCCUGUGGGCCCUCACGGGCCACGUGCAGCGACAGAGGCGGGAGAUGGUGGCACAGCAGCACCGGCUGCGACAGAUCCAGGAAAGACUCCACACAGCCGCGCUCCCAGCCUGAGCCUGCCUGGCAGCACUGAGGACCAGCCAUGCACACCUAGGGACGCUGCCACGCCCCAUGCGGCCCCUGCACAGGGAGGAGCCGCCUGUCUGCUGGGGUCAGCCAGGCUGUCGGGCCCCGCUUCCGGCCCUGGAUCAGAGACAGAAGCAGGUGGGGACGAAGGCAGAAGACAUGGCCCCACGGAGGAGGAGUGAAGGAAAGACAUGCGUGCCUUCAUGCCUACAUACCCAUUAAAGCAACA